UUUUAUGAAUGCAGGUUGCUGUAUAUCGAUUAGAAAAAAUGUGCAAUGUGAAUGAAACCAAAGUGUUGUUCCAGCAUGUCCAUGGCUAGAGGGCCGUCCAUCGUACAAAUAAUGUAGCCAAUGGCGCUGCGAGCCUGUGGUUUCAUUGUGUUUCGACGCCUUGCAAGUUGUGUUCCUCCGUCAGACAACAUCGAGUACCUGCUAUUGCAAACCUCCUAUGGACACCACCACUGGACCCCACCUAAAGGCCACGUGGACCCAGGUGAGGAUGACCUCACCACAGCCCUUAGAGAGACCAAGGAGGAGGCAGGCCUUGGCGCCGAGGACCUUCAGGUGAUUGAGGGCUUCCUGAAGGAGCUGCGCUACGAGGUGAAAGGCCGACCCAAAGAGGUACUUUACUGGCUGGCCGAGCUCCGAGACCCGGGGACGGAGGUCACUUUGUCCAACGAGCACCAGAACUACCGCUGGGCCCGGUUGGAAGACGCCUGCAGUCUAGCUGAGCAUGAUGACAUGCAGAAUACUCUGAGAGCGGCACAGAGACACUUGGAGGCUCAGCACGACAAGCAGUGACACAUGGACAAUUUGAGGAUCACAAUGUCAAGUAACUCUCCUUAAUAACACUGGUCUACAAAAUUUUGGAAAAUAUCUGUUUCAGAGAUAAAAAUGGCUAGACUGCACUUGCUGAAGUGACAUGGAUUGGAAAAUAUUACAUUUAAGUGCUGGUUGGCUAAAGUAUUCAAGAUAUGUAAUGUUAGUUAUAACUAGACAUGUGCCGGUUACCGGUUUCAAGGUAUACCAUGGUAUGAAAAUGGCUGGGGGACAUGAAUAUGAUUUUACAUUUAGACAAAAUUAAGGGUUAGUAAACACUGUCAUAAAACAUCUCUCCAGCUGCGAGAGUUAACUCCGGCGUGUUUAGUGUGUCUAGCGGUGGUAAAACAUGUUGUUGUUUUUUUCUCUCUGGCAACUGGCUGUGUUGAGAAAGAGAGUGUGUGUAUUAUGUGAACAUGAUAUGAGUCAUAUGCACAUGCUUUUUAUGGAAAAUAAUUAUUUUUGUUCCGUUGGUAAUAAUGUUGAGCUGUAGGCGCACAAAAAGGACUGCAUUUAUAAUAAUUUUAUUUUGAAUAUUUCAGUUUGUUUUAAGGCUAUCAAAAUUAUCGCGUUAACGGGCGGCAAUUAAUUUUUUUAAUCACGUUAAAAUAUUUGACGCAUUUAACGCAUAUGCCCCGCUCAAACAGAUUAAAAAGACAGCACCGUGUCAUUUCCACUUGUUACUUGUGUUUUUUUGGUGUUCUGUCGCCCUCUGCUGGCGCUUGGGUGCGACUGAUUUUAUGGGUUUCAGCACCAUGAGCAUUGUGUAAUUAUUGACAUCAACAAUGGCGAGCUACUAGUUUACUUUUUGAUUGAAAAUUUUACAAACUUUAUUAAAGUGAAAACAUUAAGAGGGGUUUUAAUAUAAAAUUUAUAUAACUUGUACUAACAUUUAUCUCUUAGAAUGUUAAUAAUGUUAAUGCUAUCUUGUUGAUUUAUUGUUAUAAUAAACAAAUACAGUACUUAUGUACAGUAUGUUGAAUGUAUAUAUCCGUCUUGUGUCUUAUCUUUCCAUUCCAACAAUAAUUUACAGAAAAAUAUGGCAUAUUUUUAUAGAUGUUUUGAAUUAAUUACGAUUAAUUUAUUUUUAAGCUGUGAUUAACUCGAUUAAAAUUUUUAAUCGUUUGACAGCCCUAGUUUAUUUUUAGUUAUUUAAAAAUAUAUAUAUUCUAUACUGUACUUAUGUUCCAAUUUGCUAAUGUUUUGAAAAAUAAAAAUCCUGUUCAAUGAAAAAAAAGUUUUUUAUUAAACCCAAAUAUCUCAAAGUAACAAAUUUUAGAGCUGUAAUUGCAAUACCGUGAUACAGUGAAACCGUGAUAAUUUGGCUUAAGGUUAUCAUAAUGUCAAUCUCAUACCGGCACGUGCCUAGUUAUAACAAAGAUACUGUACAUUGUUGUAAUUAUAUCAUUUUUAUAAGUUGCUACAUUUGAUAUGAGAUGGAUAUUUACGUGUGUGCGACCGCUUAUGAAAUGUUUCUGCAUUAAUGCGUUUUGUCCACUUCCAAAACAGGAUUUAUGCAAUACAUUUGACCUUAAUUGCUUGGAUUUUAACAUUACAGCAAGAUACUGUAUCUAAAAAAUUAUAGCCAAUUGACACUUUUGACCUUAUUUUUUCUUUUUUUAGUGACCCAAAUUUAGUUAAGUCUUAUUACUUUUAUUCAGGAAGCAUUUUGCUUGUAGACCAGUGUAAUUAAAGAAAUGAGUUUGGUAAUGAAAACAGAGACCCCUUCCAAUGGCAAAUCAGAACGCACCCUAGUCUACUACGAACUAAGUACUGAAAUCAUAAUAAUUAAUAUAGUAAAUGUGGUAAAGAGGUGUUUUUCCAUUCAUCAUAUUGUAGAGGUGCAACAAUUAAUUAAUCGACAACUAAUCUAUUAGCAAAUCAAUUAGCAACUAUUUUGAUAACCAGUUAAUUGUUUAGGACCUUCUUCACCUUAAACUUGUCUGAUUUCUUGAAAUUGUAACAUGCAUAUAAAUUUUCAGUUGUAAAUAUUACCAGAUUUCUUCAUUAUAUUUUUGUUAAGUCAAAGUAGGACAUGAACAAAAAUCCGCUUUUACUUUGGAAAACAACAAUUCACAUUUUUGCCAAUUUUCAGACAUCUUACUGUCUAAACUAGCUUCUUAAUAAGGCUGCAACAACUAAUCGAUUAAUAAAUUAGUUGCCAAGGAAUUUGAUAAUCGAUACAGUUAAGUCGGGAAGCUGUAAUAAAAUAUUUUUGAAGGAAAUAGUCAUCUAUUUUGUCGUCAUUGUUACUUACAACAUGCCUCAUACAACUUCAAGGUAAAUUGUAGAGGUAAUUGAAAAAAGUAACAUUAAUCGUCUGAUUAAUCGAUUACAAAAAUAAUCGUUACUUGCAGCCCUAUCAUAUAGUGUCUUACACUAUGACCAUUAUAGUGUUAAACCACUUCUUAUAAUUGCCUAGUCAUACAAUAACUUGUCUUUGUCAUUUGAAAACAAUUAUUUUUGAGAGUAACAUUGUUUUCAAUGUAAAGUUUCAUUUUGCAGAAGUAAGGGCAUAGACUUCAUAAUGGUAUUGACAGGUCAGUCCGGGCACAUACUGCGCCUCCACUUCAAGCAGAGAACCGCCCACAUCAAGAGGAGCUAUUCACAAACACAGUACCCUAAUUUUCAGACUAUAAGCCGCUACUUUUUCCCCUCAUUUUGAAUCCUGCGGCUUAUAGCCCAGUGUGGAUUAUUUGUUGAUUUAUUUGGGUUAAUAGGUAACACUUUAUUUAACAGCGGCAUCAUAAGACUGUCAUAAGAACAUCAUAAUUAUGACAUGACACUAUCAUGGGCAUUACUGAAUGCUUAUAACAGAUGUCAAUAUGUGUCAUGUGGCAUAUUAUGUCACUAAAUCCAUUUAUGUCCAGCUCAGAUCUUUUACGUCCAUUCAAAAGUGAGAUAAUUUGCUGGAUGACACUAACCGACAUCUAUUAUAAGCAUUCAUUAAUGCUUAUGACAGUGUCAUGUAAUAAUUAUGACAGUAUUAUGGCACCACUAUCCAAGAAAAUGUUAAGAAAUACCAUAACUAGCAAGUAAUGAAACAACCGGAACAGUAACUAAAGAAAUAAUUAGCACAGAACAUGACUGUUAUUUACAUCUGUAGCACCGGCAUGCAUGCUAGGAGGACUGUUGGAUGACAACAGUGUUGAGAGCAGGUGGCAGCAGAGGCUGACUGUCUACCCCAAGGAAGCAGUGAUUCCCAAAUGAAGCUUUUAGUGACAAUAAGGCUUUGCAGCCAAUUGGUUCAAAGCUUAAUGGUGGUUCAUUUGGUCUCAUGACAGUCUUAUGGUGCCAUUGUCAAAUGAUGUGUUACCAGUUAAUAUCUUUUGGUGUAAAUAUCCCAUCAUACAAUGAGGACAACUGCGGCUUAUAGUCCAGUGUGGCUUAUCUAUGAACAAAUGCCGUUUUCAUGUCAAAUUUGGUGGCUGGCGGCUUAUAGUCAGGUGCGCCUUAUAGUCCAGAAAUUACGGUAUAUGUAAUGCCGGAUUUAGUUGAAAAAGUAAGAAAGCUGUACUGUAUACCAACAGGAAAGAUUGUCUCAAGAGUGAUUUGUUCGAGGAUUCAAGGUAAUUAUUAUAUUUUUCGUACCAUGCAUGCAUUUUGAAAUGUGAAAAAAAUCAAUGGGAGAAAUUAACUGCUACGCACUAGCAUCGCCCUUCGACAUAUUUACGUAAAAUGAAUGCUACCUGCAUGUUUUUUUGCUUUUAACCAAUAAUCGAGACUGUUUUACGUCCAUAUCUAUGAAGAAUUCAGGGAUUAAAGCAUUUAAUCACAAGAAUUUAAACGUAAAAAGCUCUUUGUUGUGGUAAGGCGGCGCCACAGUGUGACUUGAAGACUAACAGCACAUUUGACAUAUUUACUUAAAAUAAAUUCUACCUGCGCAGUUGUUUUUCUUAUAACCAAGAAUCGAGACUGUUUUACGUCCAUAUGUAUAAAGAAUUAAGGGAUUUAAGCAUUUAUUCACAAGAAUUUUCAACGUAAAAAGCUCUUUGUGUUUCCAUUCGGUCAGCUUUGACAGAGAUAGGCCCCCUAUUAAUCAGCCCCGUGUCCCGUCAAUACCAUUAUGAAGUCUAUGAUAAGGGGUUCCGUCGAUUGUGAUUUUUUUUUUUUUUGAUUUGUGUCUUAAUUUCUGAGAACGUGGUGUAUUGUCAGAAACUAACCAAUCGAGAAAAUCUACUAUUAUUAGGGAUGACAAUCAACAAUUGGUAUAAUAAUUCCUAUGAAUGUUUUUUUUUUUUUUCUUGACAGUUUAGCUUAUCAGUAUCUCCGAGUAGGUAAGGAGGAAGUAUCGGGUGCCAAUACCAGUUUAAUUCGCGGGUCGGAUUUACAAUCCAACCAGUUAAAAUUUCCAGACCAUGAGCCAUAUCAGCACCUUAAAUGUAUGUCGAAAUAAGACAAUGUUUCCCUGCCAAAUGUUUUGAUACCUGGGUGCAAAAUGUGGAAUGGAUUUCCUGAAAUGCAUAACUAUCUCUUAGGACAGAAUUUUGUCAGCUACUGUUUCUGUGAAGCCCUUUUCGAUUCAAAAAAUCAUCAAAAAUAAAUUUAAUAUGGUCUAGGUCUGCCUUUUGCGACAAUUACAGCCUCAAUUCUCCGAGGUAUUGAUUCAUACACUUGUGAAUUGCUUCCAAAGGAAUUUUAAGCCAUUUUUCAGUCAGAAUACUCUCUAACUCUUCUAGAGACGAUGGCGGUGGAAAUCCACGUCUUAAUUUGAAUCUCUAAAACUGACCAUAAAUGUCAAUAAUGUUGAGGUCUGGGGACUGUGCUGGCCAUACGAGAUGCACAACUUCAUUUGAAUGUUUCACAUGCCAUUCUUUAACAGUUAUGUUCAAUGAUUAUGAUGCCAAAAUGAUAGGUGUUUGUGAAACCCCUGUAAGUGCAUACUGGAUAAUGCUGUACGAAAUUCAAGAUGUUGUACUGUUAAAGCAACCUCUUUUGUUUCAUUUAAUUCCUUUUUUCAAUCACAAUUGAUGAGAAUUGAUAAGCAUUUGGGGUCGUUAAAUCCUUGUUAAUUUAAUUUGGACAGUUGAGUUUUUGUGCAGAGUCCAUUAUGAUCAUGUUAAAUAAAUUGAUAACU
Corythoichthys intestinalis (scribbled pipefish) is the source of this 5665-nucleotide messenger RNA. RefSeq names its product nudix (nucleoside diphosphate linked moiety X)-type motif 2 (gene nudt2). NCBI's taxonomy places the organism in Eukaryota, Metazoa, Chordata, Actinopteri, Syngnathiformes, Syngnathidae. The transcript is spliced from 3 exons. Gene Ontology annotation, biological process: ATP biosynthetic process; AMP biosynthetic process. Gene Ontology annotation, molecular function: bis(5'-nucleosyl)-tetraphosphatase (asymmetrical) activity. The coding region runs from base 121 to 570 and encodes 149 amino acids. The record is from RefSeq and is a predicted model, not a curated record.